AUGGACCUGUCCUCGGUGGUCUCCCGUCUGGACGCGCUGGCGCCCCCGGCCCUGGCGGAGAGCUGGGAUAACGUUGGCCUCUUGGUGGAGCCGAGCCCCCCCCACCAGGUGCGUAAGAUGCUGCUGACCAAUGACCUGACGGAGGCGGUGCUGGAGGAGGCGCUGGGGGCGGGGGCAGAGCUGCUCCUGUCCUAUCACCCGCCCAUCUUCAAGGCCCUGAAGCGGCUGACCUGCGCCCACUGGAAGGAGCGGCUGAUGGUGCGGGCUCUGGAGAAUCGGCUGGCGGUCUAUUCUCCGCACACGGCCUGCGACGCCCUCGCCAACGGGGUCAACGACUGGCUGGGGCGAGCCCUGGGGCCCUGUGUGUCUGUGCCGCUCCGCGCCUCCACCGCCCUCUCUCACCCCACUGGAUACGGGCACAUCCUGGAGUUCGGGGGGAACGUCCCGGAGUCUGUGCUGAGCAGGGUGAGCGCCCUGCAGGGGGCGAGUCUGCGCACCUUCCCGCUCAGGAGCGAGAAGGAAGGCGACGCCCGUGUCCGGCUCAGCUGCUCCCACAAUGCUCUGCUGCAGGCGCUCGCCAUUCUGUCAGAGGACCCAGAGGCUUAUAGGGGCGCCGAGCUGCUCACCCUGCAGAAGCCCCCUCUGCUGGACACGGGGAUGGGUCGCCUCUGCACUCUGUCGGAGCCGGUGUCCAUUGCAGCUGCUGUAGAGCGUGUGAAGAGUCAUGUGGGCCUCAAGCACCUGCGUCUCGCCUUGGGGCGAGGGAAGACGUUGGAAUCCUCUGUGAGUGUGAUGGCCGUAUGCGCCGGCUCGGGAGGCAGCAUAUUAAGUGGUGUCCCCGCUGAUCUCUACCUCACAGGUGAGAUGUCGCAUCACGAGGUGCUGGAUGCGGUGGCGGAGGGUCGCAGCGUCAUCCUGUGUGAGCACAGUAACUCGGAGCGGGGGUAUCUGCGGGAGCUUGCGGCACAGAUCACACAGCAUUUAGAGGGGAAGGUGGAGGUGGUGAUGUCCCAGAGCGACCGCGACCCCCUGCAGGUGGUGUGA
Messenger RNA from Bufo gargarizans (Asiatic toad), 1044 nucleotides. RefSeq names its product NGG1 interacting factor 3 like 1 (gene NIF3L1). Bases 1 to 1044 code for a protein of 347 amino acids. The transcript is spliced from 6 exons. The record is from RefSeq and is a predicted model, not a curated record. NCBI's taxonomy places the organism in Eukaryota, Metazoa, Chordata, Amphibia, Anura, Bufonidae. Gene Ontology annotation, cellular component: mitochondrion; cytoplasm.